UGUAAAGGACAGCGGGCAUGUAGAUAUAGUGAAGCCGUACGAUUGGACUUACACGACAACGUAUUCGGGUACGUUACGACAACCAGUCAAUGGCCAUAUAUUUGAACCAACUGGUGAACGGAUUGACAUUGAAAAGUUGAGAGCUCCUGAACCUAUUUUGUUUUAUAAUGAAAACGUUUUGUAUGAGGACGAACUGGCCGACAAUGGAACUGCGAUUCUUUUUGUGAAAGUGCGAGUAAUGCCAUCUGGAUUCUUUGCACUACAUCGGUUCUUUCUUCGUGUUGAUAACGUUCUCUUUCGUAUGAAUGACACUAGAGUGUAUCAUGAAUUUGGUAGUGAUAAGAUAACGAGAGAAUUCAUGAGUAGAGAACAACCUUAUGCAAAGAUACGAUCGCUCAUUCCACUACAUAGGCGAGAAGAUGUAUCGCAACUGACAGAUAUUGAAUGGGUGUCUUCAAAGUUACCACCGGCGGACGAAAUUAUAGUCGAGAAAGCUCGUGUUGUUUCUCC
Molecule: messenger RNA, 510 nt
Organism: Paraglomus occultum
Lineage: Eukaryota; Fungi; Glomeromycota; Glomeromycetes; Paraglomerales; Paraglomeraceae
Source: the annotation of a GenBank genome assembly